GAACGAUGGGGGGGGGGGAAUCGAUUUGCAUUUUAUCGGCGGGAGAUCGGAGACCGCAAAAGUGGAACGAGUCGUUUUUGCCUGAGCCAGAGCGAAACGGAGUGCGAAUAAAUUCCGAGACCCGCGUUUUCCCAGCCAGCCAGUCGGGCCGGCCGUGCCACUUCCUUGAGCUUGAUUGCGCCGUGAAUGGGCGGGCGAUCGCGCGCCGAUAGCGCGUAUCAUCGGCGAUAUCACUUCGUUUCGCGAGUCCGCGGGAGGUAUCGGCGGUUAUCGGUCUUAUCACCCCGCUUAUGAUCCCGCUUCGCGCUCGAGUGGCGGUAGUAAAAGAGACGAGCUUUUCCAGAAACUCGACCGAUUGCCCGGGACAGUGGCAAUGCACGAUUGUCCGCAUGUAGCGACAAUCUCGAAAGUCUCGAUCUUAUGUAAAAUCGCGUUGGGGUCGGGAAAAGUGAGACUCGACCGCAAGAUCCCGCUUCGUUAACGACGAAUUAGGAACAAUCACGCGCGAGUUAGGAACAAUCACGUUCCCCUGGAAUUCUACUCCCGCAAUCCUCAAAAUACACGGGGGAGGAGAAGGAAAACGGGGGUGGAGGGGGGGGAGAAGGAAGGCAGCGAAUGUCGUCGCGCGAGCUACGGCACUGGCGAACGGACCUCAGUGCCAUUGCGGAGGACGGCGAGGCGGAGGGGACCUAAUGGGUCCCUUCCCUUUUCUCCGUCUCGCUCUGUUCGCCUCCUCCUUCGAUAAUCCUUUCCUUUCUCUUCCCGCCGACGUCCCGUUCUCCUCGUCCGCUACGGGUUACUCUCUCACGCGAUACCACGGCGAUACCGCCGGUCGCGAUACACCUACACCCAACGCUGGAGGUAGACGGACCCCGAGCCUGGUUGGCUCCCAGGGAUCCAUUUCGUUACCUGACUCCUGGGCCCUUUUAAUUCGCGUGACUCCUGGGUCCCUUUAAUUCGUGAUUCCUAUUCUUUUGAUUCGUAAUUCUCAGUCCUUUUAAAUCGUGACUCGUCCUAAUCCUUGACUUAUAAUUCCUAGUCCGUUUGAGUAGUGAACCCUGGUCCUUUUAAUUUGUGAUUCGCAAUUCUUUUGAGUCGUGACUUCUAGUACUUUUAAAUUGUGAUUCCAAGCCCUUUCAAUUUGUGACGUCCUUUUAACUCGUAAUUCCUAGAUUAUUUAAGUCGUAACUUCUGGUCUUUCUAAUUUAUGAUUUCCCGUUCCUUUAACUCGUGACUCGCGGUCCAUUUAAUUUUAUAUCGAUCGCAUCAUAGAGUUUCAUUUGCGUCCUCUGUAGCUUUCUUAUCGCGUUCCUGCGUGACCGUCUAUCUCUUACGCGCAUUCCUCACCUCGCGUUUAUCUCUUUUGUGAGAAAUUGCAAUGACGUGCCGUAGUCCGCCGAAGCACGGAAACCGAUAAGGCACUUUAUGCCUCACGAACUCUAGAAAGUUCACGUCUUAUCGCCGUACGAGAUCGCCGUAACGUUCGCGUCGAUGCGAAUAAUACGUAUUUCGAAAUGGACGCACAUUCGCGGGUAAUUAAUCGCUACACCUGCGUCAUAUACAUACAUAUGAUGUAAAGAAACGAAACGAUAUGUGACGGGUGGUACCGUGAAGUGUAGCGCUCACAACUCCAUGGAAUCGCGGCGAAAUCGGCUUACAUAAAACUCAAACAAUCUCUGGGCGAGUGCGCGUAUAUAUAUGCAAUUAGGACGCGCCGGUGCAUUAAUUGAAUCCAUUCGAGCGAGUCCUGUGAACACGGCUCUGUACGUUGCCGAUGUAACGUGGCGAUAAAGCAUCGCACCGUAAUUUCAGAUAACUCGAUAACUCUAAAUUCAAUUUCCUUUCGAAAUUUAACGCUCCCUCGCUUUUGAUAUUUCCCAGCGAUCGGGAAUUAAUUUAGAUAGAGAGUCGAGAGAUCGUCGAGGCUGCGUCCCCGAGAGGAAGGGCCUCGGCGAUGCUAGAAAGUGUGACCGCCGACUUUCCGUAAAGUUCCAGAUAGGCGCAGCCGUCUCUGCUUUUCCACCUGGAGAUCUGGCGACUUUACGUAACGUAGCGCGCCGGAGCAAUCCGCGAGGCGGGCGUUUUUCCUCGCCGUCAUCCGCGAGAACUCGCACGUCAUCGUGAUCAGCGGUGCCGCGAGACCCCGGCGAUGGUGAACCCUCACCAUCUCGCCGUCAACCGCAGGUUCUCCUUUGCAUUCGCUCCUCUGUCUCUCUGGCUCCCUUCUGCCGCCUUCCACACGCGUACACGUACUUGGGUACACGCUUACUCACCCAUUCGUUCGCUCUCUCGCUCAUUUGCACGCUCAUUCCUUUGCUCGCUCGCUCGCUCGCUCGCUCAUACACGUACACGUACACGCGCGCAAGGCGCACACUCGUUGACUACCUGACGAGAACUCGAGCUCGACCAGUCACGUGGCCACCGAUCGCGAAGGAUGUUUGUGGGACCGCAAAGUCAGUCCGCGGCGGUCGGUCCGUCGAGAAAGAGAGGAUAGAGAGACGCGACCGGGUGAUAGAGAAGGAGGGAGAGGACAGGACGGAGGAGGAGAUACUGGAUCGGGGAUACCGCCUGGGGUCUCGGGAUCGUCGCUGCUCUAGCUCUACCUGUCCGUAGGCAUUCGGCGCGCGAUCAUUUCGGCUUAUUCCUCUCGCAGUUUAUCGCAGUUAAAACCUUUACGAAAGGUUUCCCUUUAUUAGAAUUAGCUCUCGUUUAUAUCGGGAGAAGUCUUGGCCGGGUCGACGAAGGGGGCCGACCGUCACGCGAGAAUUAACGUUUCGUUUAUAACAGAGGGUUCCUCGGCGCAGACGGGAUCGCCGAAUUGUUUUGUGCGUUAGAAAGUGUGGUCUUCGUUGUGCGGCAUUUCGUUGUGCACUGAAACGUGGAAGACGCGAUGUGACGUCAAGCGAGACUCGGGAAGUGAACUGUUGAAGACUCGGGUGACGCGAGGACGAAGUGGCUCGGAUCGAGAGAAGGAUGUCGGAUUUCUCUCGUUCGGAGUAACGAUACGCGGGUUUAAGUCCCGUGGAGUUUUCCAACGACAAAGUCGGGUUUUUUUUCCGCUCCCUCCUUUGUCCGUCGUAACGGAAAUCGUAAAGAGAUUUCAUUGUCCCGUGGAAGUUUGUAUGAUUAAAAAAAAAAAGGAUUUGAUUCUGCCUGAAAAGAAGAGGAGGGUGAAAAGGGGAAACGCGGAGGUCCCGGAGUGUCACGCUAGACCACGGCUAGGACACGUCUCAGGUAUUUGGUGGGCGAUGCGAUAGAAAGUUUUCCCUAUCGCGGGACACGCGAUAAGGCAGGUUCGUUCACAAAGAACCAGUGGGUUUGCCGGGUCUACUUCAACGCUUCCAUACUUCUUCGUGGAAGGAAAGCGCGAGCGAUCGAGAUAGAAAGGCGACUAUCGAGGCCGUAACGUCAUCAACGGGGAUCAGCCUCAAUGACAACCUAGACAGAGAGAAAGAGGAAUGGAACGCGCACGAAGGAAAUAUCUACAUUGAAGAGUCGGCGAGGCCGAGGAAUUACCUUUGCGACGGGUGGUCCCCGCGUUGGUUGCCGCGGGAAUCAAAGAAUCCCAGGACGAAGGCGGAUUUGGGAAAUCGAAGGCGCGCGCGAGGCCUAUUAGCGAGCGGGCGCACGUACGGACCAGAAUUGUAUGCAAAAUCGCGUCGGCGAUAUCGCGUGGCAUCGGCGGCGCGAUCGCGCGACCCGCUUACGGGAAUAAAGAGGACUCGAGGUGGACUCGAGGGGGAACGAGAAGGGGAAGAAACGAAAGAGAGAAGGAAACGCGCGGCUGCGGCGGCGGCGGCGGCGAGAAUCGAGGGUAUACGCGCCGCGGCGACGAUUUCGCUGGCGCAACAGCGCGGAAUCAUGCGGCGGCGACGUUGCACAACGCUCCCGUCAUCCUCUCCGGUCGGCAUUUAACGCGUGCGCCCGUUCGUGCGUUUCAAGAGAACUCGGAGAAUUCCGAGAAACGGCUGCACGCGUCGCCGGACUCCGCAAACACAGCCACGGACGUGGAGCAGCGCAACCGCCUUGUCCGAUGCGAUUGGACGGUCGGAUACGCGAACGCGAUCGAGUGCGCGGGUGACGAAUUGAACGUCGCCCCGAGGAAUUUUACGAGGUGUCGAAACCCCGUUGCUGACCACAGCGUGAAAUUUGAUCGGAAACUCACGAAACGAGCCUCGAACGCCUCGGGAAACGUAGAGACGGACAAGGCGCGAUAAGGACGAUGAUAAGCGCCGUCCGUUAUCUGUUCGGGAGAAAUUCUACCGGGGCGCAGUCUUCGCCUUCCGCGCGCGAGGUGAAGGCACUCCGCGGUUACCACUGACAUUUAAUAUCGCGUUUGGUAAUAGCAUAGAUAUUUUUACGCGUCGACGUAAUCACGAGUGCCGGUCGGUUCGGCUUGGAAGCGUGAGCGUACGCGUAGCGUGUACAAGCCGCGUGUCGUCAUCGAGGAUGAGUAAACGCCUUUGAUUAGGAAGCGGAAAGCGAGCGGAAUGCAGCUGGCAACCAGUCAGAGGCCUCACCCGCCUCCGGUGCCACCUCGGCCGAGUCGGCAGGUGGUUGCCGAGGCCCUUAAGAGGUCGCCAAGGCCGCCCUGUCCCACCAGGCAGGCACCGCCACCGCCGAACACGAAGCCCUGGAGAUCUGAUCAGCAGCAGCAGCAACAGCAACAGCAGCAGCAACUGCAACAACAGGUGGACCCAUCGGGCGGACGCACGAUCGUGUACGAGUCUCUCAAGGAGUACACGAAGGAUGGCAAGGACGAGAGCGUGUCGAACCAGGCGCGAAACACAGACAGAAGUGUCGAGGACGCCCGCCUGGAGAACGGAGGCAAAACCUUAUCCUACGAUCAGCAUCACGGGGCCGGUUCGGAAAGGCUUUACUUCACGGGAAACGUCCCGGUGAACAUCGUGCGGAAGCGCAACAGCCUAACCGAGGAUCAACGGCCGCAACGUAGGCUGGAGAUCCGAAGGAACUCGCGCGGGAAGGACUUGGUUGGUGGUCUGUCGUACGUUCAUCGUGAACGAUGCAGGGAUUCGCCUGGCAGUAAGGAUCAACGAAGGGAGAACAGUGUCGUUGCCCCGACGGAGAAGUUGGUCGAAACGACAGGGACGACGACGACGACGACGACGACAACGACAGCAACGACGACGACGACGACGACGAAGCCACCGGUGGCCGUUCGAGCUGUCAACGUGUCUUUCGAAGACGAGCACCGUGUCUCAUCUUCCAGUCCGGAUGGCGGACGAGUCACGGUGAGUCACGCGGAAAAGUGCAACGGCGAUCCGGAGAGAGCGGACGACCACGAUACCCGACCGACGCCCACGUGCCGAUCGUGUCCUGGCGAGCAACAAUUGCAGCAUCAGCAGCAGCAGCAGGAAACGUUCGCGGCGAGCGGAAAGCCCGCGAGGAACGGCGGCGUCAAGAGCGUAUCCUCGAUCGAGAGAUCGACGAGUGCUCCGAGCGUUGACCGCGCCGCCACCACGUUGCUCGUCGUCGACGAACCAGAGCGUAAAAUCGCGCCUAACGCUGUCCACGAGGACAGCAACGACAACGACAGCGACAACAAUAUCCAUCGGCAGGACUGGCUGGAGGCGGGAGUCCGUUACUCCUCCACGCAGAUUACCCUGUACGGAGAGGACGACGAAGACGAUGACGACGACGACGACGACGACGACACCGUCGUCGGCAGAGACCGCAUCAAUGGUUACGAUCAUCGGGAAGAGGAGAGAAUCACUGAUCUCGAUUUUAUCAGCAUACAAGAAAGGAUCGCGAUGUCUUCCCUGCAAGGAUUACCCCCGUUGCCGAGGAGCCUGAGCGGCUUCAACUUGAGCGGCGGACGUUGCGAGAGCGGCGAGCCGCCUCCACCGCCCACGAGGUCGUCCAGUAAAUCCCAAAGAGGCGGUAAAACGUCGCUGCAAUCGUCGUCGUCGUCGUCGUCGAGGCCGUCACCACCUGCCCGACAGCUCACCACCCUGGAUACCCAGCUGGCGGUGCUCAGGAGAGAAAUGUUUGGCCUGCGGCAGCUCGAUCUCUCCCUGUUGUCGCAAUUGUGGUCUUUGAACGAGUCGAUCCAGGAGUUCCGGCAGCUGUUGCAAGAGCAGGAGGACCGUGCGCCUUCGCCGUCGCCCAGCAGCGAAGAGGGGGACGAAACGUCUUACGGAGUACAUCCGCCGCCGCCACCGAGAAGACCGGCGCCCACGCUGCACCAUCAUCGGCCACCGCGGCCGCCCAGGCCGCCCAGGCCAUCGGCCAGCGACGAAUCGCCGUCGAGCGAGGAGUAUGGGGCCGUUUGACGUAUCGUUACCGAAAGGAAGAAGCACACGAGAAGGUCUCGGUCUUCAAAUCGAACCUAGAACGGUGUGCCAAGAUCUCUGAACGCGAGAAAAAAAGAGAGAGACUUGCGUGAAAACGGGAACUACGAUUAGUCAGGACUGGUAGUCAGGACUCGUCGUGACAUUCAAUUGCGAAUUACUGAUUCCUAAGAGUACCUGCAACCUUGCUUGCAGAACCAUUCGAAAUCGCAAAACAGAGAGACGGUUCUUUAAUUCAUGUUCGAACCGAUGAUCGAAUGGGUUGACUGGCAGAUCAUUUCUCGGUAAAUUAGUCGCGCUCCUAACUGUCCGUUAUUCUCGCAAGCUCGCAUAGCCUCACUCGGAGAGCUAUUUGAGAUUACCACUGACCGUUGUUUCAUGAUUGAAGCGAAAGGAUUGACGGUUAAAUCGAAACUCGACUUGGCGGGAGACCACAGUAGUUUGGCCGCCAUUAUGCGAACGCUAUUUCGCGUAUGCGAGGAUAAUAAUCGCAUCUCUCAGAUCCGGGGAAGAAUAUCGGCUUGCCAAUUUGCAAUAACGACAUUUCGCAUAUGUCGCGCUCUAAAUAAAGGACUCGAUUGCCGCGAGCGAGGGAGCUGACUGACUUCAGCUCUCGGCACGCCCGCUCUCCUCUCUACUUGUGAUAACGCUCGAAGGGGCCUUUGAUUAAUGAUAAUCGCAUCUAUUUGUGCGGAUUAAGAUUUCUCCGUGUACUCCGCUCUUGCCGUAGAGCAAUUGUAACUGAUCCGAGCCCAAAGCAUCGCGAUUUUUUCGUGUUGUGAUCCAAGAAAUAGCGCGAUUCUUUGGCGUCACCAACCGAGAAAGUGGCUGGUGAAUCCGAAAGAAUUAUAGCGCUUUUUUCUCUCUUCCAUGUUUUUUAUACCGUCGCAAAGCUUAUCCUCGUCGCUGACGUCAGGUCAUCUACGCAAUAAAUCUGCCGUACACACGAAGAGAUCGAAAACGAAUUUAUAAUAUCUUUGUAAAAAAAAUUUAACGUGGGAUUUCUAAACGUUUGAUUUCUGAUAGAUGUUACAGAUAUACAGCAAGCCUUAUAGAUACGUAAUAUCUUAUACCAAGUCUUCGCAUGUACGGCAACUUCAGGAAAGCUGAGAUUGUCAAUGUUCCGCGACGCCCUUUCGUGUAGACUAGUACUAGAGCUGUGUAUAAAAAUAUGUAAGACUACUACGUGCAGAAAUAAAUGAGACUUAAUUUAAAUACACGCCGACUCGUAACGAGCGUUGCGUAACGCAACACUACAACCUUUUCUUGUAUGCGCCGCUAUCCUGACACAGAUAGUUGGAGAUCGACAAUGCUGCACCUACUUGCAUAUAUGCAAAUCGCAUCUCGUUCCGAUGCAGCCAUCGACAGGGUGUGUGCGGAAAUAAAUAGUAGCAAUAGCAGGACAAUGAGGACAGAGAAAUUGCUGCACGAGACCCCUUGCGUCAUUCGAAAUGCCGCAAUAAUCCGUGCUUGUUCCUAUAUUGCGUACUAUUAAAUGUUCCUUCUAUUUAAUUCUCAACGUAAUAUUAACAUGUAAAUAUUUAAAUGUAUGUUAAGAUAAAUUAUAUAUCUCAAGAAUA
Messenger RNA from Monomorium pharaonis (pharaoh ant), 7891 nucleotides. Its product is annotated as leucine repeat adapter protein 25. The record is from RefSeq and is a predicted model, not a curated record. The transcript is spliced from 3 exons. Lineage: Eukaryota; Metazoa; Arthropoda; Insecta; Hymenoptera; Formicidae. The coding region runs from base 4491 to 6293 and encodes 600 amino acids.